This is a messenger RNA of Ruditapes philippinarum (Manila clam), 2774 nucleotides long. RefSeq lists its product as uncharacterized. Gene Ontology annotation, cellular component: chromatin; nucleoplasm. Gene Ontology annotation, molecular function: ubiquitin-protein transferase activity; zinc ion binding. The record is from RefSeq and is a predicted model, not a curated record. The coding region runs from base 145 to 1863 and encodes 572 amino acids. Lineage: Eukaryota; Metazoa; Mollusca; Bivalvia; Venerida; Veneridae. The transcript has a single exon. Gene Ontology annotation, biological process: positive regulation of DNA-templated transcription.
CCCAACCAGCUACAUAGCGAUCAAUUAAGCAAUACACAUUUGUGGUUAAUCAAGUUGUAAGAAAAAUUUCGUUAUGCGCCAAAUUAAAUAAUAUAUCUAUUUUAGUAAUAAGGAAGAUAGUGAUAAAAAUUCUGUAUUCCAGAAAUGGCCGUUUCAGGACGUAAACAAGUAGACAUGCUAGGAUCAGUAGCAGCAGGAUCAGCAGAAGACUUUGAUCACUGCUGUGAGCCAUGUCUUACCACAGGUCAACGUAUAGAAGCUUACGGAUUUUGCGUCACUUGUCAAGAAUACCUUUGUAAAACUUGCCACGAUUGUCACAGAAAAGCAAAAGUCUUACGAAAUCAUCAAAUGCUGCAGCGUAAUGAUUUUGAUAAGAUCCAAACUACACAGAAAUCAAACAAUGAAUGCACUGAAAUGUGUCAAGUUCACAAAAAAGAAAUAAUCAAAUUUUAUUGUCCAUCACACCAUGCACUAGGAUGCAAUGAUUGCAUAACUUUAGGACAUAGAACAUGUAAAGUUGAUUACAUACCUGAAAAAUGCGAAGGUGUCGCAGAUGGGAAGGAGUUCGAUGACGUCAUGCAGAAACUCGGCGAAAAAAUGAAAGAAGCAUCAGAAAUUUUGAAGAAGGCUAAAGGCAGUAGAAGCAACAUAAAUGAUUACAAUAAAGAAAUCAUCAAGGCGAUCACUGAAUUCCGGAAAGAAAUAAACGACCGUCUUGAUCUGAUGCAAAAAGAUGUUUUAAAUAAUGCCGAAGAAAUAAAGACCAACGACAACAAAAUUAUUCAGCAUGUCCUUGAUAAAUGUGAAAAUACGAUUUCCAGUAUUAAAUGCUUGCAAUCAAGUCUACAUGCAAGCAAAUCAAAUCACCAAGACGGUCAACUGUACAUUGACAUGAAGCGGGCAGAAUCUACACUUAAAUCAUAUGAAUUGAAUGACGCAGAACAAACGUUAAGGCAUACCAAUAUGCACUACUCAUUUCAAAGAAAUUCUGAACUGGAAACAUUGUUCUGUAAGAAAAUGGUCUUCGGUGAGAUUGUCGAUUAUUCUCGUCAUGAAUCUAAAAAAGUGACAAAAGCUGUUGAUCGUCUGAUUGGGAAAGGAGAUAUCAAUGUUAAAACGUCAUCAGAUAAGGAGGAUUGUGAUAUUACAGGAUGUGCAGUUCUUAACAGAAAUAAAUUAGUUCUAGCUGAUUUCAACAACAAUAAGGUAAAAUUGAUAUAUAUAGAGAACAGACUUGUAGAAGAGAAAACUCUAGACUCAGCGCCAUGGGAUAUUGUUGCAAUGUCUCAGGAAGAGUUCGCUGUAACAAUGCCGGGAAACAACGAAAUAUUGGUGAUGACAACAGACGACAAGCUAUCAUGUAUACGCAGUAUUAAAGUAGAUAGGUCAUGCUAUGGUGUAGACUUUAAUCAGGAUUGUCUUUAUGUUUCUUGUUUGUCUCCUCCUAGUGUGAUUGUACUGAAUACACAAGGUGAUAUACUGAAUAACAUCCCUUUGAACUUUCUUUCACCUGACUAUAUACCGUUUAUUGCUGUGAGAAAGAACUCCAAACUUCUGUAUAUCAGUGACCGUGGUAACGACAAUAUAGUGAGCGUAUCAUUACAAGGGGAAGUUACAGCUACAUAUAAGCAUACAGAUCUUAGUGGACCACAAGGAAUGUUGAUGUUAGAUGAUGGGUCAUUACUUGUCUGCUGUUUUGAUAAUGAAACAAUUUAUAAAGUAAACGGAGACUUGAAGCAGGGGGAGAUAAUGUAUAAAGGUGAAAAAAAUCUGGAUCUGCUUUCAAUAUGCUACAAUUCACGCUAUGAUGAGGUUUAUGUUGGUUGCAAUAGAGACCAGUUGAAAGUUUUAAACACGCAAUGAACACUGCAUUCAUUUUUCAUUGAUUUGAAAACGGAAGAGUGCAUAAAAUUAUGUGGUAACUGUUCUUUAUUAUAGAAAAGGUACAAUUAUAAAAGAACUUACAUGACUUUAAGACAUUUAUUCCAUUAUUACAUUUAAACUUGUAAAUUAUGAAUCAUAUCUUGAACAAACUUAUUUCAAAUUGACUUCAAUGCACUGUUAUAUAAAUGAUUUUAAUGUUAUAUAAAUAAUUUUGAUCAAAUUAAACUCAUGAGUUUUAAAAAUAUCUAUUGCAAACGAUUAUACUCGAGAAAAUUGUUGGCUCUACAAAAUGAUAAUAUUUUAUAUUAGAAAAGUUAUAUUCCCUCGCUAAAUGGAUUGUAUAUAAUACGGAUGAAAGCUUUUAUAACAAAGACUGCUAUGUGAGGUAAGGUUAUAUUAAAUGUCUUAAACAUGACCAUAUAUCUUGUCAUAUAUCUUGAAUAUAUUUUGAAGAUACAGCACAAUUCAUUUAUUAAAGAAAACUGAAAAUUGUUUACAUAUUAACAGUAGUAUAGAUAAAAUAAACGUUAUGAUUACACGUGCGUAGUACUAUGUAAAUAAUAUUUUAUAUUGCUGCAAGCAUCACCGAUUAGCUUUCUUUACAGACAUAUUUCACGAAAGAAAUAACGUUAAAAGAACAAAAUCAAAGUUGUUAAGUGUAAGUAUCAUAUGUCGUGAACCAAAGGUAUUAUUUUUUGUAUAGUGUGAUACAAUACAAUAGUGCUUAUAUUUAUAUAAAAGAUAUGUAUACAUGUAUAUAUGACUGAAAUAGGUAUAUUAUUGUCUGAAUGCUUUUAAAAUACCACUUUAGGUAGCUGUUUCCCAAUAUACGUAUGAGCUGAAGAAAAUAAAAUAUGUAAAAAUUGUGAUUUUUUUAAACGGAAUUGAUG